CACCAACAUUUAUAGAUAAGUUACAGGAGAAUGACGGCCGAGCAUGGCCCGUCUGUGGCGAUCGUGUAUUUCUCUGAAACCGGCACCGCGCAAUCGCUAGCCGAGAACCUAUGCAAACGCGUCCUGCGCCUGCGGUUCCGCGCCUCUGUCCUCGACGCCGACGACGUCGAGCGCGUGUAUAGGCUCUUACUCACGCCCCGUCCUGCCGCCGCCGCUGAUGAUGACACUGACUCUGUCCCGAUUGUGAUCUUUGUCUGCUCAACCACCGGCAACGGCGAAGUCCCCCGCCACGCGCGCCGUCUCUGGCGCGCCCUGCUGCGGCGGAAACUAACCAGCGCCGCCUGCGCGGGCAUUCAAUUCACCACCUUUGGCCUCGGCGACUCUGCCUACGCGCGGUUCAACUGGACGGCGAAGAAGCUGCACAAGCGGAUGUUGCAGUUAGGCGCGUCUGAGUUUUGCACGCGCGCCGAGGGCGACGAGGCCGCGACGGGGGGGAUUGAGGCGGCGUAUUCGGCGUGGGCGAGUAGUUUUUGUGAGGAGUUGAGUAGGAGGUUUCCGUUGGCGGGCGGGAGUGUGCCGAUUCCGGAGGACGUGGUGUUGUCUCCUCUUAUGCCGGUGUCUGUUUUGGAUGACGAGGUGGCUGUUGUGGAUGAAUAUUCUAUUCUUCAAUCGCGAACGACAGCGGCUUCAAGAGUCGGUACCGUGACGUGCAAUCAACGCAUAACGCCCUCGACCCAUUUCCAAGACACGCGCAUCUUCAAACUAUCCCCAGACCCAACCCACACCUUCCCCGCACUCACUCCAGGCGCAACCCUCUUAAUCUACUCCCGAAACAACGACGCCGACGUCUCAUCCCUGAUCGAGUCCCAGAACUGGACACCCGUGGCCGACAAGCACCUUUCGGUCCCGCCCGCGGUCCGCAAAUGGGCUACCACGACGCCGCUCACGCUCCGCAGCUUACUCACGUACCACCUCGACAUCACGGCCGUCCCGCGCGCGACGUUCUUCGACACCCUCAGCUUCUUCUCGCGCGGAAACGAGCAGCAGCGGAUAAAGCUGAAAGAGUUUGGCGACGCGGGAAACGAGGAGUUCACACAGGACAGAUAUGACUACGCCGAUCGGCCGCGGCGGUCGGCGCUCGAAUGCUUGACGGAGUUUGAUUCGGUUAAAGUACCGGUUGAAUACGUCCUCGACGUGUUCAGCCAGCUACGCCCUCGGCAAUACUCUAUCGCAGGCUGGACACCCUCCUCCUCUUCCUCUCCCGAGAUCGAACUCCUGAUUGCGAUAGUAAGAUACCAAACCGUACUCCGACGCGUCCGAAAAGGCGUGUGCUCGACAUACAUAGCAGACCUCUCUCCCGGCGCCAGUUUUCUGUACGAGAUCAGCGCGCCGCAAACUACGCCGCCGCCGGCGGAUAAGCCUGUGGUUUUAGUCGGGCCGGGGACGGGCGGGGAGAUAGAGGGCGCGGGUGGAAGUGCAGAGUCGGUGCUCGUGUUUGGGAAUCGGUCGCGGGCGGCGGAUUUCUACUACCUCGAAGACUGGCACACUGCCAUCUCUCCCGCCGAGGAAGUAGACGACGCCGGCAUCGUCACGAUCUCAAGCAGCAACGGCACCAGCAGCAGUCCAGCUACGGUCUACGCCUGCUUCUCGCGCGACGGGAAUAAGCUGCGGUACGUACAAAACGUACUCUCGCGCCCGGCCAUCGCUGCGCAUGUCGCAGACAUGCUUGUGAACCGCGGCGGCUACGUCUGGGUGUGCGGGAGUAAAGGCAAGAUGCCGCGGGCGGUGCGGACGGCGCUGGUGGAGGCGCUGGAUGGGGCGACGGGUGGGAAUGGCGAGGGGUUUGUUGCGGAAUUGGAUCGGAGUGGGCGGUAUUUGGAGGAGACGUGGUGAUGGGUUAUGAAGAUUGUAUAUAUACAGAUGUUGGAGAACCUAGAGAAAGAACAAACGCCGACGUGGAAUAUCAUCACAGCACAUCCAGAUACCAUACACGUAAAACAAAUACACGUAGAAAGCAACGAGAAAGCAAAAAUCACUUCUUAAGCCACACCUUCCCGCGACACCGCUCCGCCCCGCAAAAACACUCCUGCAACUGCAACGCCGACCGCGAGACCCCCU
Messenger RNA from Myxozyma melibiosi, 2118 nucleotides. RefSeq lists its product as uncharacterized. Gene Ontology annotation, molecular function: FMN binding; oxidoreductase activity; flavin adenine dinucleotide binding. The transcript is spliced from 2 exons. Bases 31 to 1893 code for a protein of 620 amino acids. Gene Ontology annotation, cellular component: cytosol. The record is from RefSeq and is a predicted model, not a curated record. NCBI's taxonomy places the organism in Eukaryota, Fungi, Ascomycota, Lipomycetes, Lipomycetales, Lipomycetaceae.